Molecule: messenger RNA, 1446 nt
Organism: Eremothecium cymbalariae DBVPG#7215
Lineage: Eukaryota; Fungi; Ascomycota; Saccharomycetes; Saccharomycetales; Saccharomycetaceae
Gene: HRR25
Product: serine/threonine protein kinase HRR25
Exons: 1
Coding region: 1-1446 (481 amino acids)
Biological process (GO): peptidyl-serine phosphorylation; signal transduction; endocytosis
Cellular component (GO): cytoplasm; nucleus
Molecular function (GO): protein serine/threonine kinase activity; ATP binding
Source: RefSeq, a predicted model, not a curated record
AUGGAUUUAAGAGUUGGCAGGAAGUUUCGUAUUGGUAGGAAGAUUGGGUCAGGGUCUUUUGGUGAUAUUUACCAUGGGACGAACUUGAUUAGUGGAGAGGAGGUAGCUAUUAAGUUGGAGCCUAUAAGGACGAAGCAUCCUCAGUUGGAUUAUGAGUCGAGGGUGUACAAGUAUCUCAGUGGGGGUAUUGGUAUUCCGUUUAUUAGGUGGUUUGGAAGGGAGGGAGAUUACAAUGCUAUGGUUAUAGAUUUGUUGGGACCAUCGUUGGAAGACUUGUUUAAUUAUUGUCAUCGAAAGUUUUCCUUAAGGACAGUGAUAAUGUUGGCGCUGCAGAUGAUUUGUCGUAUUCAGUAUAUUCAUGGAAGAUCUUUUAUUCAUAGAGACAUAAAGCCGGACAAUUUUUUGAUGGGUGUUGGUAGGCGUGGGUCUACAGUGCAUGUAAUUGAUUUUGGGCUAUCGAAGAAAUUCAGAGAUUUCCGGACUCACAAUCAUAUUCCGUAUCGUGAAAACAAGAACUUAACGGGGACAGCCCGUUACGCGAGCGUUAACACCCAUCUAGGUAUUGAACAGAGUAGGCGUGACGAUUUGGAGAGCUUGGGAUACGUGUUAAUUUAUUUUUGCAAGGGGUCUCUACCAUGGCAAGGUCUAAGAGCCACGACAAAGAGACAAAAAUAUGAUCGUAUUAUGGAGAAGAAGUUAUGCAUCAGUGUGGAACAGUUGUGUGCAGGUUUGCCUAUUGAGUUUGUUGAGUAUAUGCGUUAUUGCAGGAACCUAAGGUUUGAUGAAAGGCCUGAUUAUAUGUAUGUGGCACGUCUAUUUAAAGACUUGGCAAUUAAGCUUGAGUACCACAAUGACCAUUUAUUUGAUUGGACUAUGCUACGCUAUACAAAGGCUAUGAUUGACAAGCAGUCGCAGUCGUCCGACGCACAGCAACAACAACAACAACAACAGUCCGUUCAAGAAGCUGCUAAUGGUGAGUCUGACACUGACUCUAAAAACGCCUCCUUUAUGAAGGUGAAGAAGUUGGCAAUGAUGAAGUUCCCUAGUCACUUCCACUACUGGAAGCCAAAUGACACUCAUCAUCCAAAUCCCGAAGAGAUCAAGCACCAAACUGUUCAAAACACACAAAUUGUGUCUACGAUACCAGAUGAAGUAUUAAGUGAAAUUGAUAAGAAUAUGGAAGCUUUAAAGCAGGAAGCUGAGCAAGGAAGAGUCAGACCAGGCAAUUCACAGUCACAGCAGCCAAAUGGCACUCCGGUUACUUUGCUAGAGCAACAAAAGGCCCAAGUUCAAGGUCAACAAGAACAGCAGCUACAGCAGCAGCAGCAGCAACUGAAUCAACAAGGACAAACUCAAAUGCCGUUACAAACUCAAGUACAAUCUCCACAGACUCAUCCAGCACUAAAACCAGAUGGAAAUGCAGGAGGAACGGGUAUAUGGUUGUGA